Molecule: messenger RNA, 1967 nt
Organism: Helobdella robusta
Lineage: Eukaryota; Metazoa; Annelida; Clitellata; Rhynchobdellida; Glossiphoniidae
Exons: 4
Coding region: 62-1441 (459 amino acids)
Source: RefSeq, a predicted model, not a curated record
AUAAGACUUUCUGAAAUGAAUUCUAAGUGACAUACUUACACGUUGCCUUGCAUGCGUAUUUAUGAUUGUUUUUAAUAGUUGUUUUGGUUGUUGUCGAAACAACGGUCUCCUCCUCCUCCUCCUCCUCAUCAUCAUCUUCUUCGCCAUCAUCAUUCUUACAAGUCUUGUUUAUGACAAUUUCUCCUUUGACAAACAGCAACAACAACAACAAUAUCUAGGACAGUAUCGCUAUAGCAUCAACAACAACAACAUCGAUAACAACAACAACAACGUCAUUCACAGCACUGAAUCAAUCACAAACAACAACAAAACAGCAACAACAACGAUGUCACAACAACAACUAUCAGCUACAUCAUCUCUACCUUCACUGGCGUCUAUCAUCUUCUCACUGUCAACAACCCUCUCUCUCUUUCCGCAUCUAUCUCUCUCCGAAGAAGCUGUUGCCACGCCCACAUUUGCCCCGAUGAUUGACAGCUGCCAAAUUCUGGAAAAACUCAACUCGUCUCUGGUAGCCAUUCACGAGCCUGCUUUCAUUUUGCAGAUAAUGACGUCAACUAUUACGUCAGAGGAAUGUGCGGAGUUGUGCUGCUCUUACAAAAGCACAAAUGGAGGCACUUACACACGCGUGAUACACACAGAUACCUGCAAUACCAUAUCCUACUAUCUGUCCGGUUUAUCUAAUCAUCAGCAACAUGCAAAUGUCGACACGUUUACGACCACAUCUGCUGCUGCUGCUACUACUACUACUACUGUAGCCUCUACCACAACUACUACUGCUACUACUACUCUAAGCACGGUUAUCCCUGAUAACAUUAACAAUAAUAGUAAUAAUAAUAAUGAUGAUUAUGACUAUGAAGAGGUCGAUUGGAAUUUUAUUGGGGACCAAUUUAAUAACAAUAAUAAUGAUAAUUAUAAUAACAAUAAUAACAAUAGUAAUAAUAAUAGUAAUAACAACAACAUCUUAACAACGACUCAAAAUAAAAUACCUCUUGAUCCUAACAACAACAACAUUGAUAACGUUAAUAACAAUAACAAUAUAAACAACAACAAUAAUAAUAAUAACGGUAUAAACAACAACAACAAUAACAAUAGUAAUAACAAUAAUAAUAACAAUCGCGAUUUUUUCGGCCAAGUUGAUGUCGUCAAGAACUGGCCCCUGGAUAGUGAGGAUGGUGUAGAAUACGAUAGGAACGCUGAUGAUUAUGAUUACAAUACCGGAAAAAUCAAUAACAAUAAUAACAAUAAUGAUAAUAAUAAUAAUAAUAAUAACGAUAUGUACGUGUACGUCGGCGUUCUUACCCUCCUGUUCCUUGUCUUCGUCGCCCUUCUAGUCUACUUCAGGAGGGCCUUACACGCAAGAAGGGUGAAGCAGUAUCGGCCCUUAAGAGAUUAUGACGUCAGAGUGGAGCCCACGUCGUCCAGUGCCACACUUUUGAAUUAGAGCCCUCUCUAUCUGUCUGUCCGUGUCCAUGUCGAAGAAUUUUUUGAUGUCUUGCGUUUGGAAAAAGAGUGAAAGCAAGAUUGUAAGAAGAGAGAGAGAAAAAGAGAUAAGAAAAGGAAGAAAAGAAAGAGAGAGAAAGAGAAUAAAUACAAGUUUUUUUAUAUAAAAGUGGUUGACAUUGAUCAAUGUAAGAUAGAUUCGUCUCUAUGUAUCAGCCAGCAUGAACUGAACAUGUCUUUUGUACAAAUUUAUUUUCCAUGAACAUAUCAUGGUUUUGGGAUGUGGCAAUAUUGUUCAAUGCAUUUCUACGUUAUUAUUGCUACCACUAUUCUUUUGUUAUUUAUACUAUUAAUGAUAAAUAGACUAAACGAAUGACAUCAAAAUUAAUGAAUGAAUGAAUGAAUGAAAGAAAGAAUGAACAAACGUCAGACCUUGUAGUUAGUAUUGCUGGCUGGAAGUUUAUGUUUUCUUUAUAAUGAGUUUGCUUCUGUAUUAUCAUAUUUUUCUGCUAAAUAAAAUAAGUUUU